UUAUCUUGUGUUUCUAGUAUCUUUGCUUCAGUUAAAAUUAUUUUGCUUUGUAGUUCUUGGAUGCGCCAUUCGGUAAAUAUCGAGAACCACUAGGUACUCGUGUGUCAAUCACAAUAUUCAUUUAAAUCCAUAGAUUAAACCUUAUGUAACACGUGACACUUUUAAUAAUGAAAAUCAGUUAUUAGUGAAUUCUUAUGAUUGACGCCUAAGUAUAUGGAACUGACACUAUAUUAGAUAUUAUUGUUUGCUUUAAGUGGCUUUAUUUACAAAGCCAAAGCUUUAUUAGCCGUUGGUCAAGAUUUUCAUGUGUAUAUGCGGUCUGUCCUUUUACCGUAAGCAUGUUUCUAGAAUCAGUGUAGACCAAUGUAUCGAAAUGGAGAAUAACAUGACGGACGCUUCAGGUGGGACGCCCACUGUUGAGAUUAUGAAUGUAAUCAUUUGUUUAUUUGGAAUAUUCGGUUUUCUUGGUAACAUUUUUGUUGUUGCAGUAAUCGUAAAAUGUCCUGCACUUCGCACUUACAGCAAUUAUCUCACUGCUAGUCUUGCAAUUGUCGAUUAUAUAUCCAGUAUGAUAUUAGUAAUGACGCUAAUUUUAACGAGAAGUCCGUUGUUGUUUAAAAUAAUGAUGUAUCUUACUGUUACAUCGUUGACUCAUCUUUUGGCGAUGUCUGUAGACAAAUACUUGUUGAUAACUCGGCCAUUUUCUUUUCAGACAAUUAAAAAGAUUAUGCUUUUUAUAUGCCUUGCUUGGGCAAUUCCUUUAAUAACUUUGGCCGAUGUACCAAACUUAAUUACAGACAUAAUUAUUGUAGUAUGUAAAAACACAGGGUUCUCUUUGACUAUAAUCACGAUACUUCAUCAAACAAUUUGUCUGGUAAUCUAUUUUACAAUUAUUGCGUUAAAUUUUCGAAUAUAUAUUACAGCUCGAAAGCAAUUUCGACAGAUAAAUGAUGCUGUUCCUGGUCAUAUUAGACAGGCUAAAACCAACUCUGUGACAUGGAAAGCAACUAAAACAACAAUGAUUGUUAUUGGUGCAUUUAUGGUAUGUUCGACACCAUAUUUUGCAUUUAUUAUGCUUUCAUCAUUUUGCUGCGAAUUACCAGACCUACUUGAAUAUGUGUUGUAUCCAGCAAUGUCAGUUGGUCCAGUCUUGAAUCCAGUCAUAUACACCAUCCGACGACAGGAGUUUCAAAACGCAGCAAGAAAUGUUAUCAGAAAAAUAAAAAACCAAUUUUAAUUGGAAAGUAAGAAAUACUCUACAGUAUGUAUUUAUUACUCGAUUAUAAUCAAAUAUUUCUGUUUUGAUGUACCUGUUCGCUCAGCCAUAGAUUCUCCAACGGAUCCUUAGAUACACGUUUUUCAACGGGCAAAGCUACUGGCAGUCUUUGUGCUGGCCUGGAACCCAAGUUACCAAAAUGUAAUAUAAUGUCUCGUGACACGUGUGAACAAUGUGAAUUUGUUAUUGCUGCUCUCAUAACUGAUGUUCAAUUUAGAUCAUUGACGUAAUUGACAUAUUGAUUGGCUUCAAUAUGUGUUGUUUGUAGCAAUAACAGUUGGUCCAGUCGUUAAUCCAGUCAUAUACACCAUCCGACGACAAGAGUUUCAAAACGUAGGAAUUAAGAAAUGUAUCAGAAAAUCAAAAUUGAAUGACGUAAUUGACAUAUUGAUUGGAUUCUACCAACUUAAAGCUUU
Molecule: messenger RNA, 1692 nt
Organism: Anneissia japonica
Lineage: Eukaryota; Metazoa; Echinodermata; Crinoidea; Comatulida; Comatulidae
Product: 5-hydroxytryptamine receptor 2B-like
Exons: 1
Coding region: 305-1237 (310 amino acids)
Biological process (GO): G protein-coupled receptor signaling pathway
Cellular component (GO): membrane
Molecular function (GO): trace-amine receptor activity
Source: RefSeq, a predicted model, not a curated record